Messenger RNA from Penaeus monodon (black tiger shrimp), 2580 nucleotides. RefSeq names its product cell wall integrity and stress response component 1-like. The record is from RefSeq and is a predicted model, not a curated record. The coding region runs from base 1 to 867 and encodes 288 amino acids. Lineage: Eukaryota; Metazoa; Arthropoda; Malacostraca; Decapoda; Penaeidae. The transcript is spliced from 2 exons.
AUGAAAACAACUACAUCUCCAAUCUACUCCAGCUCUUCCACAGACUCUCCAACUUACUCCAGCUCCUCUAUGGAAUCAACUACCUCUUCAAGUACGGACACAACCCCUUCUUCAAGCUUUUCCACAUCAUCCUUGGAUUCCACCACUUCUCCAACUGACAUCACCUCAACUACCACCACUGAGGACUCCAGCUCCUCUACUUACUCAAGCUCUUCCGUGGGCUUAGAAACCUCUUCAACUUACACCAGCUCUUCUUCAGGCUACUCCUCGUCCAGCUCCUCUUUGGAGCCCACCAUUUCUUCUACUUUCCCAAGCUCCUCUAUGGAUUCAACCACGUCCCCCUUCCAAUCGACCACUUCUCCAACUGAUUCCUCUGUGGAUUCGACUACCUCACCUAGCUCCAGCACCAUUGAGGAAGGAUCCACUUCCACUGAUUCAUCCGGUGGAAUGGAAGAUGAUGACAUAUAUAUAGUCGUGGUUGUGAUAAUUGUUGGAUUAGUAUUGGCAGUGAUCUUAACCUCCUGUUGCUUCUUCUUCUUCGUUUUAAAGCGUAAAGACCCUCCUGUUCAGGAUCUCGAAGGACAGUUACCCAGAGUUAACGAAAGUGACUCGCUGUAUGAAAUAUCUAUACCAAGAGCUAGCCUUGUACCUUUCACGCGGCAACUGACUCCGUGGGGCGUCCAGAAUCCUGUGACCAUUCGCGAUGACGAGAACGAAGAUCUAGAAUUACCUGAGGACCGUGGAAGCAAUCCUUACGCCCUUGACCAGAUAGAUCUCCAUAGCUUUAGUCUGCAGAGAUUCCUGAGGGAUAUUCAGGAUGCCCGAGCUCCUACUCUAUCUGGAUCCUUCAGACUUCCGAGACUGUGAAAAUAGCCAAGCGCGUCUUUUGAUACUGCACCGAUGGCCCUAUCCAUUGUAUACUGGCUAUAUUAGUGCAAAUACAAAGAAGGGAAGAGCAAGAAAGCACACGGAUAUGACGGUCUUUGAUUUAUUCUAUCCAAGGUCUAUAUUAAUAAGGUCUCGUCACUUCGAAGUUCUGUGCAGCUUUGGAUGAUACGGCCUAUGACGUCACUUGGUAGUGGUUGAGAACGGGAGGGGGAAUAGAGAAUGGUAGGUUGGGUGAAGGAGAUAAUAUAAAACGGUAGCACACUGAACAUAAACUAAAGUAAUAUUAGAUGCUGGCUCAUUCCGGUGAUUUGCACAUUGGACUGAUUUUACAGGCGAUAAUUAACGACGAUUAUUUGUAGGUAUAUAUCGUAUAUUUCACUUUAUAUUUCUUUAAGCAUGCUGCAACAUAGGUAGGUUAUAAUAAAGAAGUAAAAUGAACAAAAAAGACAUGGGAUAUGAAUCAUAAUACUGUCGAAACGCUUUCAACGAAUUAAUUAUAAAAAAAAAUCAUACAACUAAGGUAUCAAAACACACAUCGCAUACAUUCAUUAAAUCUAAGUAGAGCUUAUAUAUAUAUAUAUAUAUAUAUAUAUAUAUAUAUAUAUAUAUAUAUAUAUAUAUAUAUAUAUAUAUAUAUACAUAUAUGAUAAUAAUACAUAUACAUUGCUAUAAAUGUAUAAGUUAAAUGACAAUAAAUACAUAGUCUCUAGCAUACAAAUAUUGCAUUCAACCACUGAACAUGUGUAGGUCAUUGCGGCUUUUGCGUGCGCCAGUCAGUCAUGGGAGCGAAAACGGGAGGAAGAGGGAGAUUUUUGCGAAUCUACGUUUCAUUCACGACUGACCUCAUGCUUAGCAUCGAACCCCCAGGCUUUACUCCAAGUGACGUCAUGCGCGAAACGGACGAAUUGAGUACCUCAGUGACGAGACCUUUCUUACAUAGACGUUGGUGUUACUAACACUUUGUUUAUUCAUAAUGUGUGUAUGUCUGUAUGUAUAUAUGUAUGUAUGCGUGGGUGGAUCAAAACAGAAUGACGCAAAUUUCUUGUCGGAAGAAAUGUAAUUAAUUAUAGAGGAUUUUCAUUCAUGUAGAUAUACCUAAGUGUUAAAAAGUGAUACUACAUCUCUAUGAAAACCAUUCAUUAUAUGCACAUACUGUAAACUUAUGUAAUAAGAUAGACCAUUCUCCCAGUUAGUUAUUAAAUAUAUUCACUUCUGCAAACUGAACAAGAAUCGCAAUCCACAGAGAAAUGAAGACAUGGUGUGAACAGAGAGGAGAUUGAGGACACAGAUCGUCUGAAUGAACAAGGGAUGGAGAACUGAAACCAUGUUGAUAGCUUUUUUGUUAGUUAUGGGCAUGAACCUACUGGUGGUGUGGAGAACAGGAUUUUAACAUUCAAGAGAGCAGAUUCCACCAACAUGUUGUCGUGAACGCAUGCAAACAACGGCCACCUGAUCAUUUUAUUUAUUCAUUUAUUUAUUUUAUAUAUUUGUUUACUUAUCUAUUCACUUAUUUAUUUUACAAUGUUAUAAAGAUAUUCCGGUUGGCCAAAGGGACACCACUGUUGAUUCGCUGAUGAUGCAACAUACAGCGCCACAUUAAUCUGCUCUGUUCUCAGUACCUGCUUUCUUCCUACAAAUAUGCCUCAGAAAAAAAAAAAAAAAAAAAAAAAAAAAAAAAAAAAAAAAAAAAAA